AUGGGUUCUCGUCGCCGUCGUAACUCCAAACCGGUCGAAUUCUCCCCACAACACCAGCGCGCAAUCAACGAGCACCUCUCCAUCACUCGCAAUCAACCGCACCGACACUACGCACACGUUCCGUGCAAGUUCUUUCGCCAGAAUGCCUGCCAAGCAGGUAAUUCCUGCCCCUUCUCCCACUCGCUCGAUGUCCAAACAGCAGACCAAAGGCCCUGUGAGUACUACAGGCGAGGCCACUGCAAGUUUGGGGAACGUUGCGCGAAUGCACACAUCCCACCAGAUCAAAACAAGAUUACACCUGCUCAGGACGACUACGACGACGACGUUUUCCCAAGCGAAGAGUACUACAUACCACAGGAAGUAAGCGAACUGCUUACCCCUGAGGAGCGUCGCAGGCGGCGUUCAUCUGGGGCUUCAUCCGGUACUUCUUCGUUGUCGUUGUCUUCAGCAUCUUCCUUAUCUGCGUCGCUGUCGCUCGCUCCAGUUCGGGGCUCGCCAUGGUCGCCCAAGAUGCGGCUCGACCCAACAUUGUGGAAUGAUGCACAGGGCACGCUCGAGCCAUACCUGCAGCCGCAGGUAUGGUAUGGGGGGUUUUCUACAUCUUGGGCAGAUGAAGGCAAAUCCCCCCACCCCCAGGAGUCUUACAAUGGAGUUUUUCUAAAUUAG
Torulaspora delbrueckii is the source of this 666-nucleotide messenger RNA. RefSeq names its product Lee1p (gene LEE1). Bases 1 to 666 code for a protein of 221 amino acids. The transcript has a single exon. Gene Ontology annotation, molecular function: metal ion binding; ubiquitin protein ligase activity. Lineage: Eukaryota; Fungi; Ascomycota; Saccharomycetes; Saccharomycetales; Saccharomycetaceae. The record is from RefSeq and is a predicted model, not a curated record. Gene Ontology annotation, biological process: protein polyubiquitination.